AUGGCCGCCGUCCAAGCAGAGCCCGAGAUCAUCCUCUAUGACCUGGCCUGCACCAAGAACGUCUGCUUCUCGCCCGUCGUCUGGCGCAUCCGCCUGAUGCUCAAUUACAAGCAUAUCCCCUACAGGACCGUCUUCCUUGAGUUUCCGGACAUCGAGCCCACACUGAAGGGGCUGGGCCUAACACCCAGUAUCUCACCUUCGGGAGCGCCGAAUAAAUAUACGGUGCCUGCCAUACAUCACGUCCCGACCAACACGUACAUGAUGGAUUCGGCGCCCAUCUCGCGGUUCCUCGAGUCGACCUAUCCGGAUCCUCCGGUGCCACUGACGUCGGAGCUGGGCCGCGAGAUCGAGACCAAAGCCCGUGCUGUGAGCGGCGCCGUCCUCCGCGCAUCGAUCACGCCGCGCGAAAUUCGGAUCUUGUCGCCCCGCGCGCAGGAGUUCUUCCGCCGCCCCCGCGAGGCCGUGCUGGGCCAUCCCCUCGAGGACCUGCUGGACCAAGAGAAGGAAGACGCAAGCUGGGACGCGGCGAGCGACGGCAUGCGCGCCGUGGGCGAACUGAUUCAGACGAACAAGGCCGCGGGUCCCUUCGUGCUGGGCGCCCGGCCGAGCUACACCGACUUCUUCAUCGCGGGGGCGCUCCAGAGCGCGAGGAUGGUCGACGAGGGCGUAUUUCAGCGAUAUCUCAAGUAUCCCGGUUACGGAGAGGUUUACGAGGCGUGUCUGCCCUAUAUGGAGAAGAAUGAUUGA
This is a messenger RNA of Fonsecaea erecta, 747 nucleotides long. RefSeq lists its product as hypothetical. The transcript has 2 exons. The coding region runs from base 1 to 747 and encodes 248 amino acids. NCBI's taxonomy places the organism in Eukaryota, Fungi, Ascomycota, Eurotiomycetes, Chaetothyriales, Herpotrichiellaceae. The record is from RefSeq and is a predicted model, not a curated record.